AUGAAGCUCACUGGUGUUCUCGUGUUGCUUGGGGCUGCUCUGCUCCUGACCUCGGAGGGAGAUUGUGGCAUUUGCCCAGCGAUAGUGAAGGAGCUUGAUCUUUUCCUUGGCCCAUCUGUGACUGAAUAUGUAAAUUACGUGAGCCAGUACAAGAACGACACUGCCACACUGAAAAAUGCUGAAAAUCUGAAGAUAUGUAUUGAUAACAAGUUGACAGCAGAUGACAAAGCAAAUGCAAAGAGUUUGUUG
Molecule: messenger RNA, 249 nt
Organism: Alexandromys fortis (reed vole)
Lineage: Eukaryota; Metazoa; Chordata; Mammalia; Rodentia; Cricetidae
Product: major allergen I polypeptide chain 1-like
Exons: 2
Cellular component (GO): extracellular region
Molecular function (GO): steroid binding
Source: RefSeq, a predicted model, not a curated record